AUGAGCACCCGCAUGAAAGGGGUUACCCUCGAGCGCCCGCUCGUUUACGGCACCCAGGCCACGCUGAUCAACCGCAAGGAAACCCCAGAUGCACCCGAGGACCAUACCCAUCGGUGGACGGUCUUUGUCCGGGGGCCCUACGGCGAGGACAUUUCGACGUUUGUGAAGAAAGUCCAGUUCAAGCUGCACGAGAGCUUUGAUCCGCCAGUCCGGUCUCUCGAAUCGCCUCCCUUCGAGAUCACCGAGACCGGCUGGGGUGAGUUUGAGAUCGCCAUCAAGAUCUUCUUCCACGACGCAACCGAGAAGCCAGAAAAGCCCAUCACCUUCUUCCACCCGCUCCAGCUCUACCACAAGGAUGAAACGGCCGGACCCAAGAAACCUGUGAUUGUCGAGAACUUUGAAGUGAUUGUCAUCCAGGACCCACUCGAGGAGACGUUUGAGGUCCUGAGCAAGAGCGGCCAGGGCAUUUUCAAGAAAGGCUCAGCCAGCUUCACGCCCGAGAUGGAAAAGAUCGAGCUGCGCAAGAUUGCCGAGGCGAACGACAAGAUCGAAAUGGAGAUCGAAAACUACCAGAUCCUCUUGAAGAAGGUCGAGGAAGACAUGAAGGCCCUUCAAGGCGAAUCCAAGAGCCCAGAGAUCAAGUCAUGA
This is a messenger RNA of Polychytrium aggregatum, 648 nucleotides long. Its product is annotated as yeats family-domain-containing protein. Bases 1 to 648 code for a protein of 215 amino acids. Gene Ontology annotation, biological process: regulation of DNA-templated transcription. The transcript has 5 exons. The record is from RefSeq and is a predicted model, not a curated record. NCBI's taxonomy places the organism in Eukaryota, Fungi, Chytridiomycota, Chytridiomycetes, Polychytriales.